Cajanus cajan (pigeon pea) is the source of this 2691-nucleotide messenger RNA. RefSeq lists its product as uncharacterized. The record is from RefSeq and is a predicted model, not a curated record. Lineage: Eukaryota; Viridiplantae; Streptophyta; Magnoliopsida; Fabales; Fabaceae.
AUGGAGGGUACUUCCACUUCAGUUUCAGCUCAACAUUUUAUUCCUGAAUCAAUGGCUGAAGAAGGACCAGGCGGUGAUAGACCUCAUCAUCAGCCAAGGAGACUCCUUGGAGAAUACAAUCAUCAGUUGGGUCCUAGGCAUUUUUCCAGUAUAGCAAGGCCAACCAAGGGGGUGGAGAUCAAACUAGCAUUACUAUCUCUCAUUACUGCCAAUCAAUUUGCAGGGAUGGACCAUGAAGAUCCUUACACACAUCUGUCUACUUUCUAUGAGCUUAUUGGUACUAUGGGUAUACCUGGAGAAGAUGAAGAAGCAGUUUAUUUGCGAUUAUUUCCCUUCUCUUUGACAGGUAAGGCCAACACAUGGUUGCAGGCACAUCCGAAUCAGAGCUUAACUAGAUGGGAGGAUGUAGAAAGGAAGUUCUUGGCAAGAUUCUUUCCUCCUUCUAGAUAUAUAAGUGCCAAAUCAACAAUUGCAACAUUCUCUCAAGGUGCUGAUGAGCCUUUAUGUGAAGCUUGGGAGAGAUAUAAAUCCUUGCUGAGGAAAUGCCCAAAUCAUGGGUUUGAUGAUGUGGCACAACUCAACAUGUUCUGUAAUGGGUUAAGACCACAGACUAAGAUGCUAUUGGAUGCUUCUGCAGGUGGUUCAAUGAUGAUGAAGGAUUCUAAGGAAGCAAUCACUAUUAUUGAUGUUUUGGCAGCCAACGAUUACCAAGCUCACCAUGAUAGGAGCCAGCCUACAAAAAGGGGAAUUCUAGAGCUGGAUACUCAGAAUGCAAUUCUAGCCCAGAAUAAGCUUCUUUCUCAGCAGAUGGAAGAGUUAAAGAAGCAAAUGUCCAAACUUCAAGUAGGAUCAUCUUCACGUCCACAACAGGUAAUGAGAUGUGAUUUUUGUGCAGGUGAUCAUCCAAAUGGACAUUGCACUAUCUCUGAAUCAGAACAGGAGGAAGAAGUGAAUUACAUGAAUAAUCCAGGAAGGCAAGGGAAUUUCUCUAGCAAUUAUAAUCAGGAUCAAGGCUGGAGGAAUAAUCAAAACCAGUAUUCUGAGUGGAAGCAAGAAGCAAGGCCAUCACAAAGGCAACCUCCUCAGAAGCCAUAUCAAAAUCAAUCUUCUUAUCAGCUAGAUAGGCUAUCAAAAAUGGAGGAAGCUCUUACACAGUUUAUCCAGGUUUCCACAACCAAUCAAAAAAAUACUGAAGCUUCUAUCAGAAAUCUAGAAGUACAAAUAGGGCAGUUGGCUAAGCAGUUGGCAGAGCAGCAAAGCAAUAAUUUUUCAGCCAAUACACAGGUCAAUCCUAAAGAGUAUUGUCAGUUAAUCACAACCAGGAGAGGGACUGUGAUAGGAAAGGGGAUUGGUGAUAAUUUGAGAGAAAAUAAAGAUGGAGUGGAUGAAGAUAAGAGUGGAGUUGAGUUGAAAAGUGAGAAAGAGGUGGAGGUGAAUAAAGAGGCAGAAAAAAAUGAGAAAAAUAAAAAAGAGAGUGAGAAGAAUGAGAGCAGAGAUGGAGAUGUGAAGGAGGAGAGCAAGAAGAAAGGGAGAGAAGUUAGUAGGCCUCCUCCUGUGAAGAAUCUACCUUACCCACAUGCUCCGUCAAAGAAAGACAAGGAACGCCAAUUUGCAAGGUUCCUUGAUAUAAUCAAGAGGUUACAGAUCAACAUACCCUUUGCAGAGGCCUUGGAACAAAUGCCAUCUUAUGCAAGAUUUAUGAAGGAGCUUCUGACAAAGAAGAGAAAAUUGAGUGAAGAUGAAACAGUGGAAUUAGAGGCAGGUUGCAGUGCUAUAAUUCAAAAGUCACUUCCACAAAAAUCUAGAGACCCAGGGAGUUUCACUUUGCUAGUCACCAUUGGCAAUCUCUCUGUGGGCAAGGCAUUAUUGGAUUUAGGGGCUAGCAUCAAUCUUAUGCCCUUAUCUAUGUUACAGAGGAUAGGUGAUGUGGAGGUGAAACCUACUAAGAUGACUCUGCAGCUGGCUGAUAGAUCUAUUAAGUACCCUCAUGGUAUUGUUGAAGACCUCUUGGUUAAGGUUGAUAAAUUUUGGUUUCCAGUUGAUUUUGUUGUCAUGGACAUGGAAGAGGAUUCUGAGGUUCCUCUCAUUCUGGGUCGGCCAUUCAUGAAGACAGCUAAGGUCAUUAUAGAUGUUGAUGAUGGCAAACUCAAGGUCAGGGUGCAUGGUGAUGAGGUGAAUUUUAAUAUUUUUGAAGCUAUGAAACACCCAAAUGACAAGAAAGAUUGUUUUAGAGUGGAUGUGAUGGAUGAAGUGUGUUUGGAAUCUGAAAGAAAAUUUUCAUUAGCCACACCAGUAGAGAAGUCAUUAAAUUUAUUUGAUAUGAAAACUGCAAGUGAAAAGAGGAAACUUCAAUUACAUGAACUUGAAGAAAUGCGUUUGCAGGCUUAUGACUCCUCAAAAAUUUACAAGAGUAAGGUGAAGUCCUACCAUGACAAGAAAAUUGUGCAGAGAAAUUUCCAACCAGGCCAACAAGCAUUAUUGUUAAAUUCUAGGCUGAGAUUAUUCCCUGGAAAGUUCAAGUCCAAAUGGUCAGGCCCCUUUGUGAUGAAAUCAGCUAUACCUUCUGGGGCAAUGGAGUUGGAAGAACCAAAUUCUAGAAGAUCUUGGAUGAUGAAUGGUCAGAGAAUUAUGCCAUAUCUGGGUGGUGAGGUUGAGAAACUUACCACUGUCAUUCAUCUCAAAGAUCCAUGA